AUGGAGAAUAGGGAACAAGAGCAGCCAAUCAUGCAGUCUGAAAGAGCACCCAGAUCCUACGGCACUGGCGCCUAUGAACCUGCCAGGGGCACAAGCUGUGCGCAAGUACAGGCCACUGACGUGACCAUAGAAAUGAUCGACCUUCAGCGAGUACGUGAUCAUUUCGUCUGGUCAGUCUUUAACACGGUGUACAUGAAUAUAUGUUGCCUGGGACUCCUUGCCCUUAGUUACUCAGUCGAGUCACGGGAUCAUAAGCAGCGGGGGGACAUGAGAGGAGCCAAGAAGCAGGCCUCCAGAUCCAGAUCUCUCAACAUCGCCACCACUGUCCUUAGCAUCCUCACUGUUAUCAUCAUAUUUACCCUUUUUUUUAAUGGAAUACUCACACUGAAGCCAUAG
Messenger RNA from Xenopus tropicalis (tropical clawed frog), 396 nucleotides. Its product is annotated as dispanin subfamily A member 2b. The transcript is spliced from 2 exons. Bases 1 to 396 code for a protein of 131 amino acids. Gene Ontology annotation, cellular component: membrane. NCBI's taxonomy places the organism in Eukaryota, Metazoa, Chordata, Amphibia, Anura, Pipidae. The record is from RefSeq and is a predicted model, not a curated record.